GCAAUGAGAAGUGACAUUUUUUGUGGGAUCAGCUUAUCUUUCAGACUGGUGUCUCUCUGCUUGCUGUGUGUAUCAACUGGAAAGCCGUGUGAGAUCAAAAAUAAAAUGGCUGAUUGCAGUCACCAAAAGCUGACUCAAAUUCCCUCUGAUCUCCCAAAGGAUAUAAUAGGCUUGGACGUUUCUCAUAAUCAGAUAAAAAUACUGUCUCCUGAGAAUUUCACCAGGUACAACCAGCUGGUUUAUUUGAAUGCAGGGUACAACAGCAUCUCCAAGCUGCAACCAAAAUUGUGCCAAAAUGUGCCUCUGUUGCAGAUUUUGAAGCUAGAACAUAAUCAGUUGCAUGAACUUUCUGACAAAGUCUUUGCUUCCUGCACCAACCUGACUGAGGUCAAUUUAGGAUAUAACAUAAUAGAAAUCAAAAACGAUCCUUUCCAAACCCUGAAGAACUUGAACAUUUUGGAUCUAUCUCAUAAUAAUUUGGAGUCAGCAAAUCUAGGAUCACAAGAACAGCUGAAGAGCCUUCAUGAGCUUGUGUUGUCUAGCAAUAAGAUCAGUGAACUAAAAAAGGAAGACUUCUAUUUUCUUAGAAGUACUUCCUUGAAUAAACUUGAUUUGUCAUCAAACCCACUAAAACAGUUUCAUGCAGGAUGUUUACGUGCAAUUGGAAAACUGUAUGGGCUCAUACUGAACCAUGUUGAACUUGGUGAAAAUUUCACAAAGAAACUUUGUACAGAAUUAUCAGACACAGCAAUUCAGAACCUCUCGCUGAGCCAAGUGAAGCUUUCAAAUGUUGGCCACUUAACUUUCCAGGGACUGCAAGGAACAAAUCUUACUGUUUUAAAUCUUUCCAAAAAUUCUCUGUCCAUCUUAGAAGAUGACUCUUUUCAAUGGCUUUCAAACUUAGAAUAUUUAAACCUGGCAGAUAAUAAGAUUGCUGAUGUGACUUCUCGAUCACUUUAUGGAUUGUCCAGCGUUAAAUAUCUGAAUCUGAAAAAUUCUCUUACUGGGAAAAUUGAAGAUUUUUCCUUUCGUUGGCUUCACCACUUGGAGUACCUUAUAAUGGACAAUAACAAUUUUCCAGGAAUUACUGCGAAUAUGUUCACAGGCCUAAACAGCCUGAAAUAUCUGAGCCUUUGUAACUGCAACAUAAACUUACAAAGAAUAACCAAUAAAACAUUUUCAUCACUUGCUAAUUCCAGUUUGCAGAUUCUCAACCUCACAAAAACUAGAAUUUCUACAAUAGAAAGUGGGGCGUUUUCCUACUUGGGACACCUGAAAGUUCUUGAUCUUGGCCUCAAUGAAAUUAGCCAAGAGCUCACAGGUCAUGAAUUUAAAGGUCUCAAUAAUAUACAAACAAUCUACCUUUCCUAUAACAAAAACUUGAUUUUGCAAAGUGAGUCCUUCACUUUUGUUCCAAGCCUUAGAAAACUGAUGCUGAGAAAGGUAGGUUGCAGCAAUCUGGCACUUUCUCCUUCACCCUUUCACCCUCUACAAAAUCUGACAGUCUUGGACAUCAGCAACAACAACAUAGCAAACAUAAAAGAUGACUUAUUUGAUGGACUUCACAAACUUGAUAUUCUGGAUUUGCAGCACAAUAAUUUAGCUCGGCUUUGGAAACAUGCGAAUCCAGGUGGCCCUGUUCUUUUUUUAAAAGAUCUUCCCAAGUUGCGUAUUCUUAAUUUAAGAUCAAAUGGAUUUGAUGAGAUUCCAGUUCAGGUCUUCAAGGGUCUGUUUCAGCUAAAUGAUUUGGAUUUGGGAUCAAAUAAUUUGGAUUUGCUUCCAGCAACUUUAUUCGAUGACCAAGUUUCUCUGAAUUCAUUGAACCUUCAGAAAAAUCUAAUAACUUCUGUUGAAGAAAAAGUGUUUGGGCCAGCUUUUAAGAGCUUGAGAAAACUAGAGAUGGAUUUCAAUCCAUUUGAUUGCACCUGCGAAAGUAUUGCUUGGUUUGUUGGAUGGCUUAAUGUGACCCGGGCCUAUAUACCUGGAUUGCAAAACCAGUACCUUUGUAACACUCCACCUAAAUAUCAUGGUAGUCUGGUGUUGCAUUUUGAUACUUUAGCCUGUAAAGACAGUGCUCCAUUUCAACUACUUUUUGUGAUCACUACAACUGCUGUAAUGCUGCUCAUCUUUAUUGUUUUUCUCACCCAUUUUGAAGGUUGGAGAAUAGCUUUCUACUGGAAUAUUUCAGUAAAUCGAGUACUUGGUUUUAAAGAAAUUGACAGACAGCAGGAAGAGUUUGCUUUUGAUGCCUACAUUAUUCAUGCAAAAAGGGACAAGGAUUGGGUGUCUGAGAACUUUAUUUCUUUGGAAGAAAAUAAUGAGUUUCGUAUUAAGUUCUGUUUAGAAGAACGGGAUUUUGAAGCAGGCAUGUCUGAAUUUGAAGCCAUAAUUCAAAGUAUAAGAAGGAGCAGGAAGAUUAUUUUUAUUGUGACUGAACAUCUUUUAAAGGAUCCGUGGUGCAAGAGGUUUAAGGUGUAUCAUGCUGUUCAUCAAGCUAUUGAACAAUGUCGUGACUCCAUUAUAUUGAUCUUUCUUCAUGAUAUCCCAGACUACAAGUUGAAUCACGCACUUUGCUUGAGAAGAGGAAUGUUCAGAUCUCGCUGCAUCUUGAACUGGCCAGUUCAAAAAGAACGAGUCAGUGCAUUUCAUCAGCAGUUAAUUAUGGCACUUAAGUCUAAUAGUAAAGUGCACUGAAUUUUGA
Molecule: messenger RNA, 2701 nt
Organism: Tinamus guttatus (white-throated tinamou)
Lineage: Eukaryota; Metazoa; Chordata; Aves; Tinamiformes; Tinamidae
Gene: TLR3
Product: toll like receptor 3
Biological process (GO): signal transduction
Cellular component (GO): plasma membrane
Molecular function (GO): signaling receptor activity; protein binding
Source: RefSeq, a predicted model, not a curated record